GUGAAAGGCCACAAUUCUAAAGCGGAAAAACGAGAAGACUCGCAUCUUUUUUCCCUCAGCCGGCAUGUAAAUACGCGUUGUAUUCAAAUGCUGCAUCUUAUUUUUCACUCAUUAAGGAUAAGUUAGCAUUAAUUACCAUUAAUUUUAAAUUCGUUGUAAAUUAGAUUUGAUUGUAAGUCCCGAUGAACCGUUAAAAUGCUUCCCUAUGGUCUAAAACUGCGACUUCUCGGGCUUUUGUCCUGUUUAAUUCUACUUUUUCACGUGACGAUUGCGAAAAGGGAUUUAAAAAACGCUUGUUUUACCUGCCAGAAGAUUACUGACAACUUCCAAAAGGGUUAUGAAAGAACUGCAAAGCAAAAUUUUGGUGGCGGGAAUACUGCUUGGGAGGAGAGGAAAUUGUCCAAAUAUGAAACCAGUGAAAUCCGAUUAAUGGAGAUCGUUGAGGGGUUAUGCGACAGCAGCAGCUUCGAGUGCAACCAGAUGCUUGAAGAGCACGAGGAAAAUUUUGAGACAUGGUGGUUUAAAAGGAAAACGAAACAUCCCGAUUUGCAUAAAUGGUUCUGCAUCGACACUAUCAAAGCGUGCUGUCCGAAAGGCACGUUUGGACCGGACUGCAAUGCUUGUGUCGGAGGCUCGGAGAAACCUUGUCACGGAAACGGCAAAUGCGACGGCGACGGAACACGCGGAGGCGACGGCAAAUGCACGUGUGACGUCCAGUAUAAAGGAGAUUUUUGCCUGGAUUGCACUGAUGGCUACUUCAACGAAGUUCGCAACGAUUCCUUCUCGCUUUGCACUGAAUGCCAUUCUUCCUGCAAGACCUGCAACGGAGCAACCAAUCAGGAUUGCGAUGAGUGUAAAGAUGGUUGGGAAGAAGAUGAGCAGGAAGCCUGCAUUGAUAUAGACGAGUGCUCCAAAGACUCACCUCCAUGUCAAGACGAUCAAUACUGCGUCAACACGGAAGGCUCUUACUCCUGCAAAGGUUGCGAUAAAGCCUGCACGGGAUGCACUGGCGCCGGGGCCGACACGUGCCAGGCAUGUGCUAGCGGCUACCGGGACAUUGUGGGGACCUGCGAAGACAUUGAUGAGUGUUCCGAAGCUGACUCGGUGUGCGCUAAGGAGCACCAGCAGUGCGUGAACACCGAAGGCGGCUACAAGUGCGUCUGCUCUGAGAACUUCGAGGAACAAGAUGGGGACUGUGUACAAAAAGAGUCGCCAGUAGCGUCCGAGACUGAUGAAAGUCCUCAUGAAGAGCUCUGAAGAACGUUGUGGCAAUACUUGACUUCAUUUUUACAAAAAAGGCACUUCUCUCACUGUUGACCAGUCAUUAAAAUGUUCUGUGCAUAUUUGUCUUGUUUUAAAGUAAAUAAACAUGUUUGGAAGAGAAA
Corythoichthys intestinalis (scribbled pipefish) is the source of this 1385-nucleotide messenger RNA. It is a transcript of the gene creld2, whose product is annotated as cysteine-rich with EGF-like domains 2. Gene Ontology annotation, molecular function: calcium ion binding. Lineage: Eukaryota; Metazoa; Chordata; Actinopteri; Syngnathiformes; Syngnathidae. The transcript has 10 exons. The coding region runs from base 196 to 1257 and encodes 353 amino acids. The record is from RefSeq and is a predicted model, not a curated record.